Molecule: messenger RNA, 1443 nt
Organism: Zychaea mexicana
Lineage: Eukaryota; Fungi; Mucoromycota; Mucoromycetes; Mucorales; Lichtheimiaceae
Product: acyl-CoA dehydrogenase/oxidase
Exons: 9
Coding region: 46-1350 (434 amino acids)
Molecular function (GO): flavin adenine dinucleotide binding; oxidoreductase activity, acting on the CH-CH group of donors
Source: RefSeq, a predicted model, not a curated record
UUUCUCUUGAAUCACUCUAUACCCCCCCCCAACCGAACUACACACAUGGCCACUAACUCACUUGUCGACUUUAACACUCUCUCGCCCAAGUUCAGAGAGCUCUACGCCAAGGCAAAGGACUUUGUUGAGAAUGAAUGCAUUCCUGCCGAGAAAGUAUUUGCAGCACAAAUGGGUCAAGGCGAAAACCGCUGGAAGGUUAUCCCGCCAGUCUUGGAGGAAUUAAAGGUCAAGGCACGUUCUAUCGGCUUGUGGAACUUGUUCUUGGGCCGUGAAUACGGCAACUUUGGCGCUGGCCUUACCAACGUUGAAUAUGGUCUUCUUGCCGAAUUAUCGGGUCGCAGCAGCCUCGCCCCCGAAUCAUGGAACUGCUCCGCUCCUGACACUGGCAACAUGGAAGUCUUUGCCAAGUACGGCACACCCGCGCAACAGGAACGAUGGUUGAAGCCACUUUUGGAUGGCAAGAUCCGUUCUGCUUUCGCCAUGACCGAACCUGCUGUUGCUUCUUCGGACGCAACCAAUAUUGAAACCAACAUUCGUCGCGAGGGUAACGAAUACGUCAUUAAUGGUCGCAAGUGGUGGAUCAGUGGCGCUGGUGAUCCCCGUUGCGCUGUCUACUUGGUGAUGGGCAAGUCUGAUGCCGAAAACUCAAACCGCCACAAGCAGCAGAGCUUGGUCAUUGUCCCUGCAGAUACCCCUGGCAUCAACGUUGUCCGCCCAAUGCAAGUAUUUGGUUUCGAUGAUGCUCCUGAGGGUCACUGUGAAAUCACUUUCACUGAUGUUCGCGUUCCUGUUGAGAACAUUGUUCUUGGUGAAGGACGUGGUUUUGAAGUCAUCCAAGGUCGUCUCGGUCCUGGCCGUAUCCACCACUGCAUGCGCUGCAUUGGCAAAGCCGAACGUGCUUUGGAACUGAUGAUUGCUCGUGUGACCGAUCCUUCUCGUCGUACCUUUGGCAAGGGCUUGGCCGAACACGGCACCAUUGUCGCUGACAUUGCCACUUCGCGUAUCGAAAUUGACCAGGCCCGUUUCUUGGUACUGAGCGCUGCUCGCAAGAUUGAUGAGGUCAAGGCAAAGGGUGCCAAGAAGGAAAUUUCCAUGGCCAAGAUCGCAGUACCUACUAUGCUUUUGAACGUUGUUGACCGUGCCAUGCAAGCGUAUGGUGCUGCGGGUAUCUCGCAAGAUACGCCUUUGGCUGGCUUCUUUGUUCGCGCACGUACUUUGCGCUACGCUGAUGGUCCUGAUGAGGUCCAUCGCAACCAGCUUGGCAAGACCGAAUUGCGCCGUGCUGCUGAGAUCGUCGAAAAGAUGAAGCAACAAAAGGAAAAGAGUGAUCAAUUGGUUGCUAAGCUCUAAAAUAAAUAUAACCCUCCAUUGCCUUGUGAUAGUUUCCUCCCCCCCAAUAAAUAUACACGCGCUUGUUUUUUGUUUACGCUAUACAGACUUCUU